AUGGGUGCUAACGUUUCUUCGCCAGACCAGAAAUUUCCAGUAACCGAUAUCCAUUCCAGGAAGCCAUGGGCACCUCGCUUCGAGCCAGAGAUUUCUCCUUACAAAGUCAACAGUCCCUUUGUUGUGGAAAUCAAGAACAAGAAUCAGUGGAAAUCUCGGCUCGACGCUCUCAAAGACACUAACAAGCUGCUGGUGAUCGAGUUCACGGCCAAAUGGUGCGGACCAUGUAAAUCCCUUGAACCUAAGCUUGACGAGUUGGCGGCUAAGUACACCGAUGUUGAGUUCGUGAAGGUUGAUGUCGAUGUGUUAAUGAGCGUGUGGAUGGAAUACAAGCUUCAUACUUUGCCUGGGAUUGUAUUCAUGAAGAGAGGCCAAGAAAUAGACAGAGUUGUGGGUGUGAAGUUUGAUGAGUUAGAGAGGAAGCUCCACAGAUACACACAAUCCUUCUACUGA
Molecule: messenger RNA, 453 nt
Organism: Arabis nemorensis
Lineage: Eukaryota; Viridiplantae; Streptophyta; Magnoliopsida; Brassicales; Brassicaceae
Source: the annotation of a GenBank genome assembly